GCUGUCUCCUGCAUCGCAUCCGACUGCAUUCGGCGAACUUCUGGUACUCCGUCACCGUGGAUUUUUAGCGAGAGUUCGCGAUCAUCUUUACGGAUUUUUGUUAUUAAUUACUGAGAUUCCUGAUUUCAAGAUUAUAAAAUGGGUACCCUUAUCAUUCCGGAAAAGUUCCAGCAUAUCCUCCGUAUAAUGAACACCAACAUUGACGGACAGCGGAAAAUCAUGUACGCUCUGACGGCUGUAAAGGGUGUGGGGCGAAGGUUUUCGAACGUAGUGUGCAAAAAAGCCGAUAUUGACUUACGCAAACGUGCUGGAGAACUGACAGAAGAAGAGGUUGAAAAGGUUAUCACGGUUCUGAACAACCCCAGACAGUACAAGAUCCCCGACUGGUUUCUGAACAGGCAGCGUGAUAUUAAGGACGGUAAAUACACGCACGCCAUGGCCAACAAUCUGGAAUCGAAGUUACGUGAUGAUCUGGAACGUCUGAAGAAGAUCCGCAAUCAUCGUGGUCUGCGCCACUACUGGGGCCUGCGUGUGCGUGGCCAGCAUACAAAAACCACUGGCCGUCGUGGACGAACUGUCGGUGUGUCCAAAAAAAAGGGAGGUUAAAGUUAUUUCGAUUUUUGUUACUUUUGGAGACCUAAACUAAUCAGGCUGUCUAUCGUAAAAUUCCAUCAUGUCAUCUCAGAAGGAAGAGCAAAUAAAUACUUACCGACAAGC
Paramacrobiotus metropolitanus is the source of this 717-nucleotide messenger RNA. RefSeq names its product 40S ribosomal protein S18. Gene Ontology annotation, molecular function: structural constituent of ribosome; RNA binding. Bases 139 to 606 code for a protein of 155 amino acids. NCBI's taxonomy places the organism in Eukaryota, Metazoa, Tardigrada, Eutardigrada, Parachela, Macrobiotidae. The transcript has 4 exons. The record is from RefSeq and is a predicted model, not a curated record. Gene Ontology annotation, cellular component: cytosol; ribosome; small ribosomal subunit. Gene Ontology annotation, biological process: translation.